This is a messenger RNA of Hyaloscypha bicolor E, 1053 nucleotides long. Its product is annotated as guanine nucleotide-binding protein alpha-3 subunit. Gene Ontology annotation, biological process: adenylate cyclase-activating G protein-coupled receptor signaling pathway. The coding region runs from base 1 to 1053 and encodes 350 amino acids. Gene Ontology annotation, cellular component: heterotrimeric G-protein complex. The record is from RefSeq and is a predicted model, not a curated record. Gene Ontology annotation, molecular function: G protein-coupled receptor binding; GTPase activity; guanyl nucleotide binding. The transcript has 2 exons. NCBI's taxonomy places the organism in Eukaryota, Fungi, Ascomycota, Leotiomycetes, Helotiales, Hyaloscyphaceae.
AUGGUGUAUCCAAGCUCGCCUGAGGCCAAAAUGCGAUCUCGCGCCAUUGAUCGCACCCUUGAAGAGGACGCGAGACGGUUGUGGAGGAGGGACUGCACUGUUUUGUUGCUUGGAUCCGAGUCCAAGUCUGAACUAAUGACGCAAAUGAAAAUAUUAUACCAGACAGAUUUCUCGGUUGCGGAGCUAUUAGACUACCGAGUUGCCAUUUUGAGGAAUGUCGUCCACAGCGCAAAGGUUGUAGUCGGCGCCAUGAAACAAUUCGGCAUCGUUCCAGCAAUUCCGGCCAAUCGGAAAUACGUUGACUUCAUCGCUGAGUACACACUCGAUCCCGAUCCCGAACUGCCACUGGGCCAAGAAUUUGGUGAUGCACUGAGCGCUAUCUGGUCUGAUGCAUGCAUUGGGUCACUCAUGGAACGGCAGGCUGAGUUCUACCUCAUGGACUCAGCAAUAUAUUUUUUCGAAGGAAUACGCCGAAUUUCGUCUGCAGACUAUCUCCCGAAUGAAACGGAUUUACUACGGGCGGGGAUAAAGACAAGUGGUAUAUCUGAAACUCGAUUCCGAAUGGGUAGCCUCUCCAUAAAGAUGGUUGAUGUCAACGGCCAAAGAAGCGAAAUGAAAAAGUGGAUCCACGCAUUCGAGAACGUACCCGUCAUUCUCUUUGUCGUGGACAUGGAUGAGUACGAUGAGGUUUCCUUGGAAAAACCGUAUCGAAAUAAGAUGAUGGAAUCCAUAGUCCUAUUCGACUCAAUUGUCAACUCCCGAUGGUUUAUGAGAUCGUCGGUUUUCUUGCUCCUAAACAAGUUGGACAGCUUCAGGCGGAAGCUACGAAUGGCUCCCCUUGCAAACUACUUCCCCGACUACAGUGGAGGUAGCGACGUCAACAAGGCGGAAGAGUUCAUUCUGUGGCGCUUCACCAAACUUAAUCGAGCUAACCUUACCAUAUAUCCACACCUUAUUGAAACCACAGAUAAGUUCAACAUUCGGCUGGUCUUUAACUCUAUUGAAGAGGUAUUUAUUAAAAGAGAUCUAGAAAAAAGGGGGUUUAUAGCCUAG